Messenger RNA from Phialemonium atrogriseum, 3268 nucleotides. RefSeq names its product Mechanosensitive ion channel-domain-containing protein. Gene Ontology annotation, cellular component: membrane. Gene Ontology annotation, molecular function: calcium ion binding; calcium channel activity. Bases 470 to 3016 code for a protein of 848 amino acids. Lineage: Eukaryota; Fungi; Ascomycota; Sordariomycetes; Cephalothecales; Cephalothecaceae. The transcript has a single exon. Gene Ontology annotation, biological process: calcium ion transmembrane transport; intracellular calcium ion homeostasis. The record is from RefSeq and is a predicted model, not a curated record.
UUCAUUUCCCCCUCAUGUGGGUCACACUGUGCAACAGUUCACUGAAUGCCCGUUCAAGGCGGGCAGGCGGGGUGUGUGCCGUCGACGGAUUAGGUUGAAAACACUGGCAAGUCGUUUGCUUGAACCUCGAUAUACAUAGCCUAGCCCAGACGGUGUAAGUGGUUUUAGGGGGCAAGUGCCAACCAACUUCCACUUCGCGAAUACACGACACAGCACGCCUCCGUUCUUUUUCUCGAUCUUUUCAAAAAGCUCAGGCUGCCAAUCGAGCGGGUCAGUCAGUAUCCUUUCUUAAAACGCGGUAGGCCGAGCCGCGGCAUCAUUCUUUUGCUUGGCCAUUUCGUCCUGCACCUUAGGGUUAUCUCGGGCGUCGCGUAGCGGGACACCGUAAGGUUGCACCCCAGCACAGACGAGCCUCUGUCCAAGUCGCACAGUUCGGGCGACCAUUGUUUAGGUUGUCCUGGGAGUAAAUAUGGCGUCGACCGCAAGUUCUGACCACUCGCCCACUCGACAUCUCUCAAGCCCAACCAUCGACGUCAAUGUCCAGGAGCCGUCAAACAUGACUACUCCCGGGCGAGUCGAGACCAACGAGAAGGUCGAAUACGAUCCCACCCAUCUUGCGCCGGAUCAAGCCCCCCUGGACCCCCUGGACUCCCGCGAGGCCGCGCAUCGAUUAACAGACGACCUGGAAAUCCUGCGGGCGGAGCGCCUAGUCUCGAACCAGGAACAUGAGAAUGAGAUCCGCAGAUCAAGGUCCAGAAACCGCAGCCAACAUGGCCAGGAGGAGGAUACUUUUAACACGACAAGUCCUCCCGCCCCUCCCGUUCCUCAGACGCCCCAGAAGUCGACCGUCUUGAUCCGAUUCCUGGGACGGGUCAAGAAGUUCCCGCGCUUCAUCCGCUACUUCACUUAUCUCACACCCGUCGCCAUCAUCCUUCUGAUUCCCAUCCUGCUCGACAUCUAUGCCUAUGACUACCAUAGCAAGCCCGUCGGUGGUCGCAACGGCGUGCAGCUGCUGUGGUUCGGGAUCUGGCUGGAGGUUGUAUGGCUGACCCUAUGGGGUGCUCGACUCCUGACGGGCCUGAUGCCGUCCCUCUUCGGCUUUUUGGCUAGCAACAGCGGAUCCAGCAAUCACAACAAGUGGAAGGAGAUCGGACAUCAACUCGAGAUACACACUUCCCUUUUUGUGUGGUUGCUGGUCGUCCUAUCUUCGUUCCUGCCCAUUGUCAACCACCACCGUGUACUCAGCGAUGACGCCGAUCCCAAGCAUCUGCCACAUGUCCGCUGGAUCAGCAUAGUCAAUAAGGUGAUUAUCUCCUUGUUCGUCUUGGCGGCGCUCAACUUCGCCGAGAAGAUCCUCAUCCAGUGGAUCGCCACUUCGUUCCAUCUUCGGACCUACUCCCACCGGAUCGCGCAGAACAGGAUGGAGGCCAAUUAUCUGGUCCAGCUGUACACCUACGCAACGAUGAAGCUCGAGGCUCAGGACCCCGUGUGGGAUUCGAGCGGGAACGCCCUCUCUUCUGGCAUGAGAACGCCGAUGCGGCUGGUCCAGGAUAACGCCCGCCAUGCCUGGAGCAAGGUGGGCGAUGUCGCCAACCGAAUGGCCGGCGACUUUACGGGACGCAAGAUCCUCAGGGGGAAUCACCCACAGAAGGUGGUCAUGGAGCUGCUCCGCACUACCGCGUCGAGCCACACCCUGGCCCGCGUCUUCUACCGCACAUUUGUCCGCCCCGAACACGACACCAUUACCCUCGAGGACCUGCAGCCCGCCUUCGCCGCGCAGGAGGACGCCGAGACCUGUUUCGCCGUCUUCGACAAGGAUCUCAACGGCGACAUCUCCAUGGAGGAGUUAGAACUAGUAUGCAACGAGAUACACCUCGAGAAGAAGGCCAUCGCUGCCUCGUUGAAGGACCUUGAUUCUGUCGUGAAGAAGUUGGACAGGGUCUUCCUAUUCAUUAUCUUCAUCAUCAGCGCCAUCGUGUUUGCCAGCAUCAUCUCGGACUCGGCAGCUGCUGCGUUAACUUCGACCGGCACGGUGGUUUUGGGCCUCGCCUGGGUACUACAGGCAACAGCGCAGGAGUUCCUCCAGUCCAUCAUCUUCGUCUUCGUCAAGCAUCCGUUCGACGUUGGCGAUCGAGUCACCGUCUACGGCAACACGGGCAACAUGAUGAGGGGAGACGACUACUACGUCCAGGAGAUCUCGCUACUCUACACCGAGUUCAAGAAGAUGGAGGGCCACACCGUGCAGGCCCCGAACUCGGUCCUCAACUCUCUCUUCAUCCUGAACCAGCGGCGCAGCAACGGGCUUGCCGACCCAGUCGAGCUCAAGCUACGCUUCGGGACGUCGGAGGAGACAAUAGAGGAGCUGAAGGCGCGCAUGCUAGCUUUCGUGACGGAGAAUAAGCGCGACUACGCGCCACGAAUCAUCACCGAGGUGCGGACCAUAGACGAGGUCUAUAGCAUGACCAUGAACUUCAUCUUCUUCCACAAGAGCAGCUUCCAGAACGAACUGCUGCGGCUGCAGAGACACAACAAAUUCGCCGUCGAGCUGAUGCGCCAGAUCCGUGACCUAGGCAUCGAGGGCCCCAGGGCCCAGCAGCCGGGCGGCGUGCGCGACUGGCCCAUCUACCACCAGGUCGUGCAGCCCCCGUCGUACGAGACGACGGAGCGAGGAGGGGGAGACUUCACCCCGCACACCCCCAACGUCCCGCGACUCAACAGCCCCGCCGCCCUGCGCCGGAGGGCAGACAGCCGGGCGGCGGCAGUCAACGCAGUCCACGACUUUGGAGACGUGUACGACAACCGCCGGCCCGAUAAUACCAUGACGAGGCUGGCGUCUAUCCGGCAGGCGCCGGACCAUGUGGUGGGGAGCAGCGCGCUGGACAGGGUCCAGAGCAGGGCCAGCGGGGCGGGGAGCGAGAGCACCCGGAGGAGGAAUAUGUGGGAGCGCUCUAGGAGCAGGUCUAAUGCGAUAUUCCAGGGGCCGGGGCCGGGGCCGACGGCAAGCAAUAUGGUGUAGUGGACCACUGCUCGCCGGGGGUGAGUCGAGUCGAUGAAGCGGUCAUGAUGCCAUGAUAAUGAUCAUAAUGUGUUGAGCGAGGUGAUAGAUGUUAGAAUACAUUGAGAACAAGACUGCCAAGAGAAAGCGUAUAGAUCAAGAGCAGCAUGGUUGAAUACCUAUAUUAUUAAUCUACCCCUGGUCGCUGAGGCGAACAAUAUUAUCAUCCAACGAAAUAUACGUAAGGACUGAGGACAUGGCAUAACUUCACAG